This is a messenger RNA of Brenthis ino (lesser marbled fritillary), 903 nucleotides long. Lineage: Eukaryota; Metazoa; Arthropoda; Insecta; Lepidoptera; Nymphalidae. The record is from the annotation of a GenBank genome assembly.
AUGCAGGAAGCAAACACUCUCACAGAAACUGGAUCUGUUACGAUACAGGACAAAGACCUAACGAUCUUUAUCACUUUCGCCGCACUUGUGCUUGCCAGCGAGAUCGAAGAUGCUGAACAAAAGAAGAGAGGAGCAGGCAAGGCCAACCCUUUGAACUCAAUUCCGACAGGAGCCCAAAAACCAGAUUAUACUUACAAUAUUUACUCGCAAACCCCAAGUUCGCAGAGCGGUCCCAGUCAAAAUUAUCAGGCUUCAUCCAAUUCCUUCUACCCUAGUCAGUCUGCGAGUCAAUACUAUGCUUCUGGCAAUAAUGCUGAUAUUUCAUCUUCUUACACUUCUCAACCUCAAGUAUCAUCUCAAAACAGUCAAUCACAUUUUGUACCAAUUAAUUUUGUACCGAAUCCAGGUUAUCAAACGAAAUAUCAAUUCGUAUCUCAAAAACCUAAUAGCAAUGUAUUAGCCGUUUUACAACAGCCCAGCGCCAUGUUACAAUACAGUAACGGUUUCUACUCUCCUAAUCCAACUAAUCAUGUCAAUCAAGGCUCUUUAUUAGGUCCCCUUGCCCAUGGACAACUUGGUUUUGGACCAAAUAUUCACCCUCUGUCCUUUCUAAGUCAGCCUACGAUGUUCGUACUCCCUCAGUCUCACGCUUCUUUAUACAAUAAUUUAGUAUAUCCAAAUCAUGCAUCAAAUUUUUACAAUUACUAUCCUUCUACAUCACAAAUAAAGUACAGUUAUACGCCCGGACCACCAAUAUCGCAACCGAGCGAAUAUGAAAAAGUACAAACUUCAAUAUCCCAGAGUAUUUCUAAAGAAGAACAUGGAGCUAUACAAAAUGCUGACUACACAUCUGCCACAAAUGCGAACUCAGCAUAUAACGGUCGUAGUGCAUAUUCUAAAAUU